Molecule: messenger RNA, 1764 nt
Organism: Arachis stenosperma
Lineage: Eukaryota; Viridiplantae; Streptophyta; Magnoliopsida; Fabales; Fabaceae
Product: F-box/kelch-repeat protein At3g23880-like
Exons: 1
Coding region: 127-1377 (416 amino acids)
Molecular function (GO): protein binding
Source: RefSeq, a predicted model, not a curated record
CAAUCCACCCAUCUAUAUAAUCCCGUAUUCUCCUCGUCCGCGUGGGUGCCGUCGUCCCAUCGCCGCAGCCCUCCUCCCCCACCACCGCCGCAAACUCGAGCAGUACCACUCUCCCUUCAAGUUGUUAUGGAGCAGCCUCAUGAUUAUGACGAGAUGAAUAGGAAGCCUUUGAGAGUCACCAUAAACUCCCCGAAACGGCUGCUGUCUUCGACGGUAACGCCAUCGCAGCCGCCGUCAGUCCUUCCGGAUGAACUCCUCACGGAAAUCUUGCUGAGGCUUCCGGCAAAGUUACUUCUCCGUUUACGGUGUGUGUGCCGUUCAUGGAGAACCCUAAUUUCCAGCCCCAAUUUUGCCAAAGAACAUGUUCAACGUUCAAUCGCCGCGGGUCCAAGUUUGAGUGGGCCACGAGUUGCUUAUCAUCAUAGUUGGGAAUACAAACACAACACAUUUGGAGAUAUCUCCUUAGGAUCCUUGUUCGAGAACCCUUCCGAACCUCCGGAAGUCGUUUUCUUCGAGGAGAGACGUCACCACGAAAUUAUUGGGUCUUGCAAUGGAUUGUUGUGCUUGCAUGAGGGUGUUGACACCCUUAACAACCAUGUCAUGUUGUGGAAUCCCUGUACUGGACUGACAUCCCAUUCGCUGAAAAUUUGCGGUUUCAUAUGGAUUUCCGGCUUCGGCCAUGAUCAUGUGAAUGACGUUUACAAACUUGUUACCAAUGUAUAUCAGAAACAGACAAUACCUCAUACAUCUGCCACCAGAAUUUAUACAUUUUGCCAGAACCCUUCCAUCAGACAAAUGCAAGAUAUCCCGUUUCGGAGCAUAUAUGGUGAUGGUAAAGGCGUAUUUGUGCCUGGCACUGCCACUCUUAACUGGAUUCGUCAGCAUGGUGCUCGGGAUUUCAUGGUUCUUUCCCUUGACUUGGGGAAUGAGACUUUUAGUGAGUUUUCUCUGCCCCCUAAGGAUCCAGAUAAUAAAACCUUCUUCUUCCCACACUUAUGUGUGCUGAGAAACUGCCUUGCCGUUUGUUUUAAUCAUGAGAAAACUUAUUGGUCUGUGUGGCUGAUGGAGGAGUAUGGAGUGCCUGAAUCUUGGACUAAAUUGGUUACCAUCCCCCGCCACCCGCGUCUAGCUGUUGAUCAUUUAUGGCCAUUGUAUAUCUGGGGAAAUAAUGUUCUUGUGACGGUUGCAUCAUCUGAAAAGAGAGUUCUGUAUAACUUGGAUAAUGAAAGCUUUGAAUUUCCUGUAUUGAAACCUACUACUACUACUUUGUCUCUCUCAACGGGAUUGGAGUUCCAUAUUUAUCAUGAAAGCUUAGUUUCACCAUCGUUUGGUGGCUUUCGAGGUAGCUCAUCCCGAAUCCGGUUGAUCAAAGACUAGUGUAGAAGCUCUCUUCUAAAUGGUCUGAUUGUUUUCAACUCAUGCAUUCCUUUGGAGUUUUGAGAGUUCAUCUGUUCUUGCUUUUCUAGUUUAGUGAUUUAUUUAUCUUGUUUUUUACAAAACUAUACUACCUGUUAUGACUAUUGCCCAUUUAAUAUUUACAUGCCCAGGCUGAAUUUAAUUUAUGCAUGAUGAAGCUUUGAUCUUAGAUACAAACCUAUUAUUUUAGGGUAAAAUUAAGGGGAGACAAUGGAAUAUGUAAUUUAAUGCCUACCAUUUCCUUUUAAUUUUGUUGUUUUUGGAUCCAAAACUGGAUGCUUUACCAGUUGAACCAGAGGAAAUAUGCUGAUAACUGGUGUAUGAAUGAUCCGUACUUCAAAUUAUGCA